Messenger RNA from Danaus plexippus (monarch butterfly), 6018 nucleotides. It is a transcript of the gene Pex1, whose product is annotated as peroxisomal ATPase PEX1. The transcript has 13 exons. NCBI's taxonomy places the organism in Eukaryota, Metazoa, Arthropoda, Insecta, Lepidoptera, Nymphalidae. Bases 157 to 3069 code for a protein of 970 amino acids. Gene Ontology annotation, biological process: protein import into peroxisome matrix. The record is from RefSeq and is a predicted model, not a curated record. Gene Ontology annotation, molecular function: ATP hydrolysis activity; ATP binding. Gene Ontology annotation, cellular component: peroxisomal membrane; peroxisome; cytosol.
CUUAUCAUAUGUCAUAAUAUGUGCAAUUUUCUUAGUUGCAUUCUGCAAAUAUUUUAAUUUUUUUAAAUAUAGUGAUAGUAUUAAAUCCUUUGAUGUGGUUUUGCUAUGGGUCGAAGUCUCAUUUCAAUACUAUAAUUUGAAGUUUUUGUUUUAACAAUGUUGGGGGGAAACAAAUUAAAAGUAUCAUUUACACAUGAAAGAUCUUGUUUCGGAUAUAUUAGUACUAAACAUAGUACGAACAAUGAACAGUCACAAUGUGUGCAAGUAUUGUAUAGAGAGAAACAAAUAUUUCUCUGGGCAGUAUUCAACAGUAAUAUUCCAGAGGGUAACAUAGCGUGUAAUCCUGUCUUCAGUAAAGUUGUUGGGUUAGACGAGGGUGUGGAGGUGUUUGUGGCUCCGUAUGGAGAUGUUAAGGUUCUAGACCAGUUGUACAUUGACACCGAUAGCCCCGAUGACCAGGAAAUACUCGAACACAAUGUGGAGGUUUUGCAAUUAAGGAUUUUAGACCAAUUAAGGCUUGUGGCUGCUGAUCAGAAGGCUGUUGUGUGGAUAUCUACAUCUAUGCCUAUCGUUUUCACUCCAAAGACGACCGGUCUACUGGUCAAUCAUAGCAGAAUCAUUGUCAAAAUAGAUGCUUUCAACAGUCUCGGUAGUGACUUUAGUAAUCAGGGGGCGGCAACAAAGGGAUCACACCAAAAAUAUAACAAUAUAGGUAUUAUCAACGACGGUCUUCUCAGUCCAUACUUGAAUCCACAAAACAGAUUAAUAUUAAGAGCUCUGCCUAUAGAGGGCGACGGGAAGAAAAAUUUAAUACAUCCCUAUACUGUGUUCAUACAUGAAGACUUGAUUGAUGAAAGUUAUAAAGAUUUAAUGGUGAUCCUGGCCACUAUGAACCACAUUCCAUCGGUGUUGCAAGAAGAUGAGGUUGAAUCCCAUAAAAUAGACGGCAUUUGUGUGGAAAUAGUCACCAUAGACAAUACGGUCUUCAGAAGUCUCUGUAGAGAGGUUUACAAUGAAAAUAUACCGACUGUACUCAUACCGAAGUCACUGAAUGUUAUAAUAAAUGUUGAGAUGGGUGUGAAGCUAAUUUUUAACAUAAUCGGUGAUAAAGUAGAGCUUCCCGAUCACGUGGACAUCAUAACGUACUCGGAGAAAACUCAAACGGAGAUUGAUGUUAUAGAAAAGUUUAAGAAGUGUGUCGUCGAAAACACACACUCCGGUAAAAUGUUCCUCAUAAAUGACGGCAUGGUGAAGCAGAACACACACAUCAGUCACGGGUUUCUGAGGUUCAAGUUGCAACCUGAAAGGUUAAAAUACACUAUGCUGAACUCAGAGUCGUUUAGGAACUGCAGUGUGGCCGCCAAAUGCUUGACUGAUGCAGACUUCGACUGUCCCAAGAAAGUCACACAUCAACUAGAAUAUGACUUUAAGAAUUAUUGUCGCAGUAUAAAGUCAAGUCAGGAGCUGGUUGAUGAUAUCCUGUCACACAUACAUUUUGAGAUACAAAGGGAGGCGAGUUUCAAAGGGGUAUCGGAGAUCAAGAGCAAUGUCCUUAUAACCGGUUCAAGCGGCGCGGGAAAGUCUGCUAUAUGUCAUAUAGUACAAAAAGAAUUAACUCUCUGGUCCCACAUACUACACUGCCGGGCGCUCAAAGGCCGGAAGGACGUCACUGAAGUCAUAGGGAAAGCUAUACUGAUGUGUCAGGAACAUAGUCCAUCAGUGCUGAUAUGUGACGACCUCGAUGCUUUAAUACCGCCGAACACAGAGGGCGCCUCCCCACAAGACAUCGCAUACUAUCAGAGAUUGGCGUCGUGUAUUAAACAGAUGUUACAGUCUUGUUCGUCUGUGUGCGUGUUGAUGACGUCACUCAGUCUGAGGUCGUUGCACCCGGUCCUGAGACAGUUCAGCGGGCGACCCCUGUUCACGGCACACUUUGACAUACCGCAGAUGAAUCAGGAUGAUAGAAUAGAAGUUUUCAAACACUUACUGAAUGAUAAAAUCCGCGAGUCGGUGCUGGUGGAGGAGCAGGACGUGGCGACCCUGGCCACCGACACGGCCGGCUGUAACGUCAGGGAGAUACUCGAGUAUUUCAAUAAGAGAAUAUUCAAGGCCGUCAAGAAUAAGUCCAAGCCGUCAGACAAGCCGCGUCUAAUAGCCGACAUAUCCAAGGAGCUGGAGAAGGCGAACACCUUCGACAUAUGGGGUUCUGUGGGGGGGAUGCACGACGUGAAGAGACAGAUCACUGAGGCUAUAUUCUGGCCAAUCAUGUACCCGAGUCUGUUCCCAUCAUCUUCAUGUGGCAUCUUGCUGUAUGGGCCUCCAGGGUCAGGGAAGUCGCUGAUAGGAUCCUGCUUGUCCUCGUUGACCAACAUGAGGGUCCUCACAGUCAAGGGACCGGAAUUACUGUCUAAAUACAUCGGGCAAAGCGAGAAGGCUGUCCGGGAUAUAUUUGAUAAAGCGGACAUGCAGCGUCCCUGUAUUCUGUUCUUCGACGAGUUCGACAGUCUCGCGCCCAAACGCGGCCACGACUCCACGGGGGUGACGGACCGCGUGGUGAACCAGCUGCUGUCUCGGCUGGACGGGGCGGAGGGCGGCGCGCGCGGGCCCGUGCUGGCGGCCACCUCGCGCCCGGACCUGGUGGACCCGGCGCUGCUGCGGCCCGGCCGGCUCAUGCUGCACCUGUACUGUGGCCUGCCCGACCAGGCCGACCGUGUGGAGGUGCUCCGGUGCCUGUCCAGGAGCGUGUGCCUGUCCCGGGAGGUGGAUCUGUCGUGGCUGUCGUGUCGUACUGAAGGCUACUCCGCCGCCGACCUCAAGUCCCUGCUAGUGACGGCGCAGCUCACCAGGCUCGAGAAGCAAUUGGCCGCGAGCGACGACAAAACCCUGGAGUCGGUGGUAGUGUUGAAGGAGGACGUAGAGGACGCGCUCCGGGAGACUUCGCCCUCGCUGUCACCAGAACAGAGACUGUUCUAUGACACCAUCUACCGUCGUUUCCGCGGGGAGCCGCUGUCCCCACAACAGACGCGCCUGCAGAGUCGCCUCGACCGCCAGAGAGUCACACUCGCCUGAUGUCUUCAUGAUACGAUAUGAUAUGGUAUAGGUUACGGGCUAUGGUUUGAUCGUCUUCUUGUCUGGUGUCGGCCAUCACUUCCUGUCGUGGACGCUUCCUGCUAAGCGUUCGCGGGAAUCACGGAUGUUAUUUUUUGUUUUAUUCUUCACUAAACGUUUAAUUACAAUAUUUGUAUGGCAUAAUUUUUUGCAUUAGCUGUCAGGCCAAAGUUAUUAGUCAUUGCCUUAAUUGUAAUAAGAUAGCGUUUAUUAUCCGAACUAAGUGGGGGACAUGGGUUUUAUAAAACCGGUAGUUUUGGACAAUCGGUAUAAUAAAAAAAAAUUCAAUCUUCGUCCGCCGAAGCUGAGCUACCCGCUGACGGGUGGACAGGUCACGUGUUUUUUAAGCACAGUUAUUUGUUGCUGCUCGCUUUCAGGCCAUGAUCUGAACCAACAAGCCGAUGUCAACGAGCUAACGCUUCACUAGCGCUAGUCGUGUUUUCAUCCCCAACAUCUGACCUGUAGUUGACGAGGCGCUAGCUGGAAUCCGUCUUACUGGCCACGUGGUCUCAAAUUCCGCUCUCCUGUGUAAUGUGGUGUCCGGAUUAUUCAUAGCGAUAUCCACUGUUAGCUGAACCUCUUCCGCAUCACAUUUCAAAUCAAGCUUUUUUAUCGUUCAUCGUCCUGCCUUUCAUUUAUACCUUCAUUGUGCGGAUUUCCCUUCACACAUAAAUCUUUAUUCCACGUUCUCCCCGUCCCGCGCCGCUCUGAUCACGUCGGACGCAACUUACGAAUCAAUCUUUUGGUGCUUUAAAGCUUUUCUUCUCCCUCAUAUUCUUUUUCCAAAAGCAACUUCGUAACAAUAACUUCCUAUAAGGCCGUUUGCUUGUUUCACUACCGCCCGGUCCACGGCCUGUUAUUACGAAGUCACGUGACACGGACCCAACAUGACUGUUUUCGUCUUUUCGUUUAACACGUCACAUGAAGUAUCAGUUGGGGCGUUAUCAAGAAGCUUACAGUUUUCUCUCUAGCAUUUAAUAAUUUAUGAGUUUUUAGUAACGAUGUAAAGGUUUGUGUAAACCAUUCCAUGAACACUGUGCUAGCCAUCCAAGCUUUCUUUUGCGAAGGGCAAACGAUAGGCAGAGCAGACAAACUAACUUGCUUUUACUACUGGGCAGGGGUAAUCAGUGGCUGCCAGUAGCAUUAGCACACGCUAAGGCAAUUACGGUAAUACGGUCUAUAGGGUCUAUAGGGUCUGUAGGGUCUAUACGGUAAACGGUAAUAUAAUUAUAUGACCCUUGCUUAUUUUAGGACCAGGCGCUGCUAAUUCAUGAAUUGAAGCUAGAGUUUUUCUUGGCAGAGUUUUCCGUGACCCCGGUUCCGCCUGCAUUGUAGACGUUUUCCAGAGCGUAAUUUUCUUCCUUCAGUGUAUCCCUUAGUUUGAUGACGAAUUAAUCAGCAGAUAGUUUUUCUCCUUGUAUUUUCGUGCGGAAAAUUUUCUUCUAUCGACUAGCGAUUACUUGAAAGUCUCUUAGGAAUAUAACUAACGAGGCGCGACAAGUGCGUGAGCAUUGUAUCGCGGGAGGUGGGAGUAACACGCACGCGAGCAGGGUCGGCGUAAUGUUUCGGGUUAACGGUCGUUCGGACGUUUGGAUAAUCGACGCUAAUAUAGUAAUAUUUUAAAAUGCUUGUCACACAAUAGGAGACGAAAAUUUUUUGUAAAGGGCCUUUCCUGAAAAGCAAAAUUUGAAUAGCAAAACACGUGCUUUAGCUUUAUUGUGAGAUAAAUCCACCGCGCGAGUACCGACACGAUAGUUCACCAGCAAACUUUGAUUUUCAAAAUUUCUUUUGCCAACGUAACAAGAUAAAUUUUGUAAAUGAUCUGUUUCUUCAAUGAACUGCCCGUUCGGUCUUUUAAAUGCUAUACAUUUCUUAAGUUAUCACCGCCUGUGAUUGCUUUAUUCCUAUGGUCCAAGCUUACAAUACCUGUCGUGUUGUUAUUUUUUUAAAUAAAUAAUCGUUAUUCUCACUGACUUGUCUGUGUCGAGAUCUUAUCUGUUGUAAGCAUUUGUGUAUAUCAAGUAUAUACUGAGAUAGUUUUUGCUGUGUAAUAAACCAGUAGAAAUAUAUGUCAUAAUUUCUGAUUAUUUUUUAAUUUUGGAAAAUAUAUGUAUAUAUGAAGAGAAAAAAAAAUUAUAUAUAUAUAUAGAUGUGUGUAUCCGAUAGUAUCAAGCCUGGUCUUAAACUGUAUUUUUAAAGAUUUUUUGUAUAUUUUGUUUCCAAUAGUAGUAGUAAUUUUUUUUAUGUUCAGUUUUUUUUAUAUGAUUCCUUAUGGACUCAGUCAUAUAAAUUCUAUAUUUAUGUUGAAAAUAUAUAUAUUUUUACUAUAUAGUCGUGAAUUCCUUGUAUGAGACUGCACUUGUUAGGUGUCGCCUGUAUGUCGGUAUUGUUACGAACAAAUUACUAUAUAAUUUUUAUUCAAUCAUUCACAUGGAGAUGUUAAUUUAAUUCAAUAUAAAUAUUUUUUAUUAGUGCGGCACCAAAUAUUUUUCUCUGAGCUUUGAUGUUAUUUUAGUGAACUUAGUUAAAAUUAUGGAAAGAAAUGUAAAGCCGGGGUAUUUAAAUAUAUUUAAAAUAUUUCGAAAAAUUGUUAGUGUAUUUUUUAAAAGUUUUAUUUUUUUUUAAGUUUUAAUUUAAAUUAUUUUUUAUUGUUUGGAAUCUAAUUAUUUCAUAUAUAUGUAUGUAAUUAAUUUUUUUUUUUAAUUUAUUAUAAGAUAAAUCCAUAGAGCGGUAUGUUGUAUGUGUAACGUAAUAUAUAUGAAGAGAUGUUUGCUAUAAAAGACUUAAUGAUACUACUGCAGUCAUGGCUUUUUUUAUCCCCGCUAUGAUAUAUUAUUUGUAUAUAGGUAAGAUAAAAGAAUUUAUGUAUAUACGGUUUCUGUUGAUUUUUAAAUAAAAGGGCAUUUUUUU